AUCGCAGCGUAGGCCUUAGUCUCAUGUUUCUGCGGAUUCCAUCCCUUCCUUUCUCUUAAUUCGCAGAAUCAGAGACAUUAUUGUAAUAUAAUAUAUUAAAAAGGUUUGGGGUUUGGUCCAUUCUCAAUAACCCCUAACAUUUUUCUUUGUUAUGAUAUUUGGGUUCUGAUAUCUUUCUUCACUUGGGGUGCAGUUCUUGGUUCCUGUCUCUGCAAGUUUCUUCGUCGACAUUCAGAGAAAAAAAAAAUACUGAAAUAAGAGAAGAAACCAAAACAAUUUUCUAUUUACAGAGGCCAUUUUGCACCUUGUUUCGGAAGGUUGGGGUGGUACUCUGCAUCUUCGGACAUUAAAAGAUGUUGGGAGAUUUCGUGAACAGAUGCCUUCUGUUGUUUUUCGGGUAUGCAUACCCGGCAUUUGAAUGCUUCAAGUCGUCAGAGAAGAAUAAAAUCAACAUUGAAGAAGUCAAAUUCUGGUGCCAAUAUUGGAUUAUUGUGGCACUAAUCACUGUUUGUGAAAGGCUUGGUGACUUUUUCUUGUGUUGGUUGCCGUUUUAUGGCGAGGCGAAGUUGGGAUUUUUCAUAUGGCUAUGGUACCCGAAAACCAAGGGGACUUACUUUGUGUACAAUAACUUCUUGAAGCCAUAUGUGUCAAAGCAUGAGACAGAGAUAGACAGGAAGUUGCAAGAAGUCAAAGCCAGAGUUUGGGAUUUUGCCAUUUACUACUGGCAAAACUGCACCAAGUUGGGGCAAUCCACUUUCUUCCAGGUUCUAGAGCAGUUAGCUACACAAUCUGGACGGUUUGGGAAUGCCACCACCUCCAAGCAGUCUCAGAAGAAAACAGGCAGCACGGUACCAGUUGCACCUCCGCCGCCAGAGUCUCCAACGGCGAGAAGGAGCGGAAGUGGGCGGUGGACGCCAAGAGCCGCUAGCAGACUGAGUCGAGAGGCAGGAGUGGAUUCCCCAAGAUUCCAGAGGCAACUCACCGGUGAAAAGAUGGAUGGUGACGAGCUCCAGCAGGCCAAGAUGAGGCUCCGGCGAUCAAAUCCCAUUGCCUAAUUUGAAGAAGACUAUAAAUUCUAUUAAAAAGUGUACAAAAGCAUAUAUAAAAAACCCAUUAAAAAUCACAAGAAGAUAACCAGGAAAAAAUCUCUCACAACUAGAACCCCAAAAAACAAAAAAAUUGAGAUAUUUUUCAGUCAAUUUAUUCCACACAUCCAUUCAAUUUGUUAUUUUUUUCGUUUUUUUUUUAUGAAUUGAGUUUCAGGUUUCCAACCCAAUUAGUGUUUUGUUCUUCUUGUAUGUGAUGAUACCAUUUAUUCAGUCGGUGUGAUCCACCUUCUUUGUAAGAGAACAACAAAUAUGAUAAAAAGUAAAGAUUCAAUUUUCCCCCAAAAAA
Messenger RNA from Linum tenue, 1395 nucleotides. The record is from the annotation of a GenBank genome assembly. NCBI's taxonomy places the organism in Eukaryota, Viridiplantae, Streptophyta, Magnoliopsida, Malpighiales, Linaceae.